Messenger RNA from Moesziomyces antarcticus, 3840 nucleotides. RefSeq names its product two-component sensor histidine kinase/response regulator hybrid protein. Gene Ontology annotation, biological process: phosphorelay signal transduction system; protein autophosphorylation. NCBI's taxonomy places the organism in Eukaryota, Fungi, Basidiomycota, Ustilaginomycetes, Ustilaginales, Ustilaginaceae. The transcript has a single exon. Gene Ontology annotation, molecular function: phosphorelay sensor kinase activity; histidine phosphotransfer kinase activity. The record is from RefSeq and is a predicted model, not a curated record. Bases 1 to 3840 code for a protein of 1279 amino acids.
AUGCCCACUCCCAACCCGCAUCCGCUCCACCAGUCGCUCGUCAGACCCUCAUCCCCCGGCGCUUCCAGCCUCUCCUCCGAGUCCGCAGCUCGCAGAAUCGCCGCCAAUGCCGUCGAGGCUCCCACCUGUCCCAUCGCCUGGGGAACCUGGCUUCGCAAGUAUCAGCUCGGCUCGUGGUGCGAAAAGGUAGCCCCACAACAAUCGUCCGCAACAUCGUCCGCAACAUCAUCCGCAUGUGCCCCAAAUGGAACCACAACCUACCAUUCCCCAAAUCCAACAACCACCCAUACCCCGGAUCUCCAUCUGCCCGAGCCUGCCUCCUCGUCUUACGCCACUACCCCUCCUCCACCUACCCAGCAUGCGCGCACCACCUCGGCCAAGCUGUGUCAGCCCUUUGAAUCCUCCAAGGCGCAUCGCUACGUCAAGCUCGACUCCGAGCAAAAGAUCGAGUCCAUGCAGUUCUACAAGAAGAACGGAUGGCUCGCCGCCCCUCCCUUGCCCCGCAGGCAGCAUCGUCGCGUCGCAGAGGCGCUCCGUCGCCACGCACUCACCGGCGCACAGGACCGCGACGCUCUCAACCUCUACGUACAGCACGCAAAGGCCGUAUUCAAGUGCGACUACGCCUCCUUCAUGGUCGAGAGCCCAGACGAGACCUACAUGCUCAUCCUCGCACAGGACGGCGGAAACCCACAAGUCCAGAUCGUCCCACGCACCGUCACCUUGUGCUCGCACGCCAUGCUCCUCUCCGACGACGAGGUGCUCGUCAUCGCCAACACCCAAAACGACUGGCGAUUCCGCGCAUGUCCCUCCACCCUCGCAGGCACCGUCACAAACGCAAAAGGAAACCCAAUGAGCUUUUACGCUUCGGCACCCCUCUUCCUCUCCUACUCCCUCUACGGCAUCGAGGGCAGAGUCCAGGUCGGCCGUCUCUGCAUCAUGGACCAGCAGCCCCGCGAAAACUUUGACGAAAAGGACGCCGAGCUCCUCUACUCGAUCGGCAAGAUGGCCGGCGACGCCCUCGAAAAGGAGUACCAGAGCGCACGCAACGCCAAAGCCGCAGAGAUGCAGCAGCGCACCAGCAGCCUCAUCCGUUCGCUCGAAGAUGCUUCGCUCACCCACCACCACCGCCAUCUCAACGCCUCCACCAACUCGAUCAGCAACGACUCCGAACACGGCGGCUACGCACGCUACUCGCUCGUCGUCAUCGAUCGCGCAUGCCACGAGCUCCAGCAGUGCCUCGGUGCCGCCGCCGUCGCCGCCUUUGACAUCAACAACUUCCGCUUCCGUCGUGCACCCCAACAAAGUGUCUCGCCUCGCAACUCGACCGCCUUUGCCGCCGCCACUGUGCCCUUGUGGCAUCAUUUCGACGACAAGGACCUCACAGAGCCCGUCACCCCGCCCGCCGAUUCCGUCUCCACGCCCACCCUCAUCGACCCCGACUCGCCCAUGAUCUCGCCACGCAUGAGCCGCAACCUCUCCUCCUCCGCAGACCCAGUCGGUGUGCUCCAGGCCAUCGAUCUCCGCGAGGGCUCGCCUCCACCGAGUCUGUUGAGCUUCAGCGGGCCCGACGACUACCGUCCCAACCUGCCCGACGACAUCGACCAGCUCAAGGCCGUCUUCGCCUCGCCUCUCGCACGCAUGGCUGCAGAGACCAAGAUGAACCUGCGCUGCAAGUUCUACCGCAGGCCUGUCGACGGCUCCUCUUCCAGUGACGACGGAGAGGACGACGACACGCUCGCAUCCGGCGCAGACGACAACGACAAGGAUCCGUGGCAGGAUCUGCUUCCAACCCACUCGCACGUCAGCUCCUAUGCCGUCGUCGCGUGCUACAACCGCGCCAAGUUGCGUCCGGGCAUCAUGUUCCUCAUCAUGUUUGCCGAUCACGUGUGCUUUGAUCAGCAGGAACGCUUCUUUGUCGAGAGCACCAUGCAGAUCGCGCUUGGCAGCUUGCUCAGGCAGAAGCUGUCCGAAGUCGACUUUUUCCAGGCCGAGUUCCUGCGCCACGUCCAGCAUAAUUUGCGCACACCGCUUCAUGGCGCCCUCGGUGCCGUCGAGUACCUGCGUGCGGCCAUCAGCAACGAUCCCGACGACGAUGCGGUCAAGAUCGACCUCUCGGCGGACGGCGUGCUGGCUACGCUGCUCGAGUCCAUCUCGCUCUCGGGUCUCACGCUCAACUCGUACAUCGACGAUCUGCUCAGCUUCCAGAAUCUCUCGGGCAUCAAGGGCGGUCUCGCCCCGGCCGUCAAGCGUACGUCGACCGAUAUUGUCAAGGUGAUCGAGGCUGUUGCCGACGAGGAGUGGGAGUUUGCACAGCGACUCGACCACCAGUCGCGCAAGCUCGACGAAGACGACCUGCACCCCGAUGCGGUCGCCUCGAAUGCGGUUGAGCUUAUCAUCAAGGCGACGCCGGAAGUGCGCGAGUGCGACUGGAUUGUGGACGUCAAGUCGCUCCAGGACGUGGUGCGCAAGGUGGUCUCGAACGCCGUGCGCUUCACGCAGAAGGGCUAUGUGGAGGUGUCCAUCCGUCUGGCCGAGCAGGGCGCGUUGGACGAGGUGGAGACCGAGGUGGCGGAUGGAUACGCGGUGAUCGAGAUCGAGGUCGCCGAUACGGGCGUGGGCAUGACCAAGGACUUUUGCCAGACGCAGCUCACGCGGCCGUUUACCAAGGGCGACUCGUUCCGCGACGGCAUUGGUCUCGGCAUGACGAUUGUGUCGUCGACAUUACAGAAGUUUGGCGGGAAACUGUCGGUUGCGUCGGAGGUCAAUGUGGGCACGCGCGUCACUAUGUGUGUGCCGCUACAGCGCUCACCGAGUCAUGGUCGAAGCGGGUCUACGUCGACCAAUGUGCCAACGCGAUUUGCCGCGUCCAAGCUGGCGUAUUAUGGGCUGGAUACGCGCGGAUUGCGGAGGCUGGCCAACUCGAUCUGCGAGUACUUUAUGCCCAUGGGAGGGAUCGAGCUGACGCGCAACUUUGCCGAGGCCGAUUGCGUUGUGCUGCCCAUGCGGGCUGUGGGCAAACUGGCCGAGGGCGAGCCGUCGUUGUUGUCGCAGGUGAAGCCGGAUGCGCGGUUUGUGGUGAUCACGUCGUCGCAUACGGUGCACGAUAAGGAUGUCGAGAUGCUCGAUGGGCGUGCGAUGCUGCCGCUGCCCAUGCCGCAUGGGCCCAGUGCGUUGCGGUUGAUGGAGACGUUUUUGACCGAGGAGGUGCCCAUGCACAUUCACAUUGCCGACGCGCGCAAUGGCCUUCAUCGAGGCAGCGUCUCCGAGCAGGGGUCGGUCAAUGGGCUGCGCAAGGUGUCGGGCCACCGCACGAGUGGCUCUGAUGCCAGCCGCAAGGCGAACGAGGCACAGGUGUCGUCAUCUGUCGAGGAUACCGACGCCAAGUCGCUGCCCAAGAUCAUCACCAACACGACAUUGCGCGAUGACGAGUUCCGGGUGCUGGUGGUCGAAGACAAUCCGAUCAACAUGCGGCUGCUUACGACGCUGUGCAAGCGACUGGACAUCCGCUACGAGGAGGCGCACGACGGCGCCGAGGCCGUAACGAAGUUCAUCUCGUUCCGGCCCUCGGUUGUGCUGCUGGACAUCUCGCUGCCGAUUCAGGAUGGGUUCGAAGCGUGUGCGCAGAUGCGCACGCACGACGUGCCCUCGUAUAUCGUCGCCGUCACCGCGCUCAGUUCGGAGGAGGAUAAGACGCGCGGUAUCGAGAGCUGCGGAAUGGACGCCUGGAUGACCAAGCCCGUGUCGCCACGACAGCUCAAGAACGAUUUGGAGAAGUGGAAGGUCCGCUUCGAACAGAGUUGGGCCACCAACCAGGCCGAAAACACCCUUCGUUACUCCUAA